GGGGGCGGGGACCCAGGCGGGGCCACGGAAGCGGCGCGGGUUCUCAGGUGAACCCUCCGCGGUAGGGGUUCCCUCGCCAGCGUCUCGAACUCAGGGUCUGAAGGUGCACCGGGCGUGGGGCUUAGGUUAGGCGUGCAGAGGAGACCCGGGGUACCUUCUGAGAGUCUGGCUCUCGACUCCCUGGCCUGAGGCUGGAAGGGGCUCCGGACCUGAGGGGAGAAAAGAUGACUUCUCUAUCCCAAGGCUGGAACAGUUGAAGGAAACUACAGAACAAGAUGAGAACAACAAAGGUCUACAAACUGGUCAUCCACAAAAAAGGAUUUGGGGGCAGUGAUGAUGAGCUAGUUGUGAACCCUAAAGUGUUUCCUCACAUCAAGCUUGGAGACAUUGUGGAGAUUGCUCACCCCAAUGAUGAAUACAGCCCUCUGCUGUUGCAAGUCAAGUCACUUAAAGAAGACUUACAGAAAGAAACUAUCAGUGUGGACCAGACUGUGACUCAAGUGUUCCGGCUAAGACCUUAUCAAGAUGUUUAUGUGAAUGUUGUGGACCCUAAGGAUGUGACCCUUGACCUAGUGGAACUAACUUUUAAGGAUCAAUAUAUUGGCCGUGGGGAUAUGUGGCGACUAAAGAAAAGUUUGGUCAGCACAUGUGCCUAUAUCACUCAGAAGGUGGAAUUUGCUGGUAUUAGGGCACAGGCUGGUGAGCUGUGGGUCAAGAAUGAGAAGGUCAUGUGUGGUUAUAUCAGUGAAGACACCAGGGUGGUGUUCCGUUCUACAUCGGCUAUGGUUUACAUAUUUAUUCAGAUGAGCUGUGAAAUGUGGGAUUUUGAUAUUUAUGGGGAUCUGUAUUUUGAGAAAGCUGUGAAUGGUUUCCUUGCUGAUUUGUUUACCAAGUGGAGGGAGAAGAAUUGUAGUCAUGAAGUGACAGUUGUCCUGUUUUCUAGAACUUUCUAUGAUGCAAAAUCUAUUGAUGAAUUUCCUGAAAUAAACCGAGCCUCAAUUCGACAGGAUCACAAAGGGCAAUUCUAUGAAGACUUUUACAAAGUGGUGGUGCAGAAUGAGCGAAGGGAAGAGUGGACUUCACUCCUUGUAACCAUUAAAAAGCUCUUCAUCCAGUAUCCAGUGUUGGUUCGACUGGAACAGGCAGAGGGCUUUCCUCAAGGAAACAAUUCUACCUCAGCACAAGGAAACUACCUAGAGGCCAUCAAUUUGUCAUUCAAUGUGUUUGACAAGCACUACAUCAACCGCAACUUUGACCGAACUGGGCAGAUGUCUGUGGUGAUCACACCUGGGGUGGGUGUCUUUGAAGUGGACCGCUUACUCAUGAUCUUGACCAAGCAGCGGAUGAUAGAUAACGGAAUUGGUGUGGACUUGGUGUGCAUGGGAGAACAACCAUUACAUGCUGUUCCGUUGUUCAAGGUAAUUAGAUUUUGGAUUUGCUUCCUAAAGCUACACAAUCGGAAUGCUCCUCGGGAUUCUCGCCUGGGUGAUGACUAUAAUAUUCCUCACUGGAUAAACCAUAGUUUCUACACAUCUAAAAGCCAACUCUUUUGUAACAGUUUUACUCCACGAAUAAAAUUGGCAGGCAGGAAGCCUGCCUCUGAGAAAGCAAAAAAUGGCCGUGAUACAUCUCUUGGGACUCCAAAAGAAUCCGAGAAUGCACUUCCCAUCCAAGUAGAUUAUGAUGCCUAUGAUGCUCAAGUGUUCAGGCUGCCUGGCCCAUCCCGGGCUCAGCGCCUCGCCACCUGCAGGUCUGUGCGAGAGAGGGAGAAUUAUAGUCGAAAAAGUGCCAGCUCCUGUGAUGUCUCAUCCAGCCCAUCCCUGCCAAGCCGUGUGCUGCCCACUGAAGAAGUGAGGAGCCAAGCUUCUGAUGACAGCUCCCUGGGCAAAAGCACUAACAUCCUGAUGAUCCCACACCCCCACUUGCACCAGUAUGAAGUCAGCAGCUCCUUGGGCUACACCAGUACUCGAGAUGUUCUGGAGAAUAUGAUGGAGCCACCCCAGCGAGACUCUAGUGCACCAGGGAGGUUCCAUGUAGGCAGUGCAGAGUCCAUGCUACAUGUUCGACCUGGUGGAUACACACCCCAGCGCGCACUGAUUAACCCCUUUGCCCCUUCACGAAUGCCGAUGAAGCUGACAUCUAACAGACGGCGAUGGAUGCACACUUUUCCUGUGGGACCAUCCGGAGAGGCAAUCCAGAUCCACCAUCAGACCCGACAAAAUAUGGCAGAGCUUCAGGGCAGCAGGCAGAGGGACCCAACUCAUUCCUCUGCAGAGCUAUUGGAGUUAGCGUAUCAUGAAGCAGCUGGAAGGCACAGUACUUCUCGCCAGCCAGGUGACGGCAUGUCCUUCUUGAACUUCAGUGGAACAGAAGAGCUUUCUGCCAGCCUGCUUAGCAACAGUUGUGCAGGUAUGAAUCCUAGGACCCAGAAUAAGGAUUCUCCAGAAGACAGUAUUUCUACCUCUCCAGACCCAAUUCUGACACUGUCUGCUCCCCCUGUAGUGCCAGGCUUCUGUUGCACAGUUGGAGUGGACUGGAAAUCUCUCACUACUCCGGCAUGCCUCCCCCUCACCACCGACUACUUCCCUGAUCGUCAGGGCCUGCAGAAUGACUACACAGAGGGCUGCUAUGAUCUCCUCCCAGAAGCAGACAUGGACAGGAGGGACGAGGAAGGUGUGCAAAUGACGGCACAGCAGGUGUUUGAAGAGUUCAUUUGCCAGCGUCUCAUGCAAGGAUACCAAAUCAUAGUACAGCCCAAAGCACAGAAACCCAACCCUGCUGUCCCACCCCCACUGAGCAGCAGCCCACUCUAUAGCCGAGGCCUUGUGUCUCGAAACCGCCCUGAGGAAGAGGACCAGUAUUGGCUAAGUAUGGGCAGAACUUUCCACAAAGUGACUCUGAAGGACAAAAUGAUCACAGUGACACGGUACCUUCCCAAAUACCCGUAUGAAUCUGCUCAGAUCCAUUACACCUACAGCCUCUGCCCUUCCCACUCAGACUUGGAAUUUGUCUCCUGUUGGGUAGAAUUCUCCCAUGAGCGGCUGGAGGAAUACAAGUGGAAUUACUUGGACCAGUAUAUUUGUUCUGCAGGUUCUGAGGAUUUUAGCUUAAUUGAAUCUCUGAAGUUCUGGAGGACUCGCUUCCUGCUGCUGCCAGCCUGCGUCACUGCCACCAAGCGCAUCACAGAGGGGGAGGUCCACUGUGACAUCUAUGGGGACAGGCCCCGUGCAGAUGAGGAUGAAUGGCAGCUCCUGGAUGGCUUUAUCCGUUUCGUGGAGGGCUUGAACCGGAUCCGUAGACGACAUCGUUCAGAUCGCAUGAUUCGCAAAGGGACUGCUAUGAAAGGCUUGCAGAUGACUGGGCCCAUUUCCACACACUCCCUGGAGUCAACAGGCCCCCCAGUUGGGAAGAAGGGAACCUCAGCUUUGUCUGCCCUGCUGGAGAUGGAGGCAAGUCAGAAGUGCCUAGGAGAACAGCAAGCAGCUGUGCAUGGUGGAAAGAGCUCUGCCCAGCCAGCUGAGAGCAGCAGCGUUGCCAUGACUCCCACCUAUGUGGACAGCCCACGAAAGGACGGGGCCUUAUUUAUGGAGUUUGUCCGCAGCCCACGCACAGCAUCAUCUGCCUUCUAUACUCAGGUGUCUGUGGACCAAACAGUUGCUCCAGUGUUGGAUAGCACCAGUUUGGGGGUAAGCACUGGCCAAUCUGUGGACAGAGGCAACAGCCAGGCUUUUGGGAACUCCCAGAACAUAGAACAGGCCUUCCCCUCCACAAACUCCAGUGACAGCAGCUCUCAGCAGCAGGCAGCAAGUUCCUUGACAUCAUCCUCCACCCUGGUAGAGAUCCUAGAAGCCAUGAAGCACCCCUCGACAGGAGUGCAGCUGCUGUCUGAACAGAAGGGCCUCUCACCAUGCUGCUUCAUCAGUGCGGAGGUGGUGCACUGGCUGAUGAACAAUGUGGAGGGGGUCCAGACGCAGGCGAUGGCCAUUGACAUCAUGCAGAAAAUGCUGGAAGAACAGCUCAUCACACACGCAUCUGGUGAAGCUUGGCGGACCUUCAUCUAUGGCUUCUACUUCUACAAGAUAGUAAUGGAUAAAGAACCUGAUCGAGUGGCCACGCAGCAGCACACAGCAACUUGGCACACAGCAGGAGUGGAUGACUUUGCCAGCUUCCAGCGCAAGUGGUUUGAGGUGGCCUUUGUGGCAGAAGAGCUCUUGCACUCUGAGAUUCCUGCCUUCCUCUUGCCCUGGCUGCCCAGCCGACCAGCCUCCUAUGCAAGUAGGCACAGCUCCUUUAGUCGAAGUUUUGGAGGACGGAGCCAAGCAGCUGCACUUUUAGCUGCCACUGUCCCAGAGCAGAGGACUGUGACCCUAGAUGUUGAUGUGAACAACCGCACAGACCGGCUGGAGUGGUGUAGCUGUUAUUAUCAUGGCAACUUCUCCCUGAAUGCAGCAUUUGAGAUCAAACUACACUGGAUGGCAGUGACAGCUGCGGUACUCUUCGAGAUGGUCCAAGGCUGGCAUCGAAAAGCUACCUCCUGUGGCUUUUUGUUGGUCCCUGUUUUGGAAGGUCCUUUUGCUUUGCCCAGUUAUCUGUAUGGUGAUCCCCUUCGAGCCCAGCUCUUCAUUCCACUCAACAUCAGCUGCUUGAUCAAGGAAGGCAGCGAGCAUCUGUUUGACAGUUUUGAACCAGAAACAUAUUGGGAUCGAAUGCACCUUUUCCAGGAAGCCAUUGCACAGAGAUUCGGGUUUGUACAAGAUAAAUAUUCUGCCUCUGCUUUUAACUUCCCUGCUGAGAACAAGCCUCAGUACAUCCACGUUACAGGAACAGUGUUUCUGCAGCUGCCGUACUCCAAGCGCAAGUUCUCGGGGCAGCAGCGACGGCGGCGGAAUUCCACCAGCUCCACCAAUCAGAACAUGUUCUGUGAGGAGCGUGUUGGCUACAAUUGGGCCUACAAUACCAUGCUAACCAAGACUUGGCGCUCCAGCGCCACGGGGGAUGAGAAAUUUGCUGAUCGGUUACUGAAGGACUUCACGGACUUCUGCAUCAACUGUGACAACCGGCUGGUCAUGUUCUGGUUGAGUUGUCUGGAGAAGAUGCAUGCCAGUGCCCCAUGAAGCCAGGCUGCACUGGGCUUGGAAGGAUGUGCCCAUGCUGGAGAAAGAGGAUCCGAGUCAGGCUUUCAGCAUCAGGUGUUAGUUUGCCACUCUCUGUGAGUGGGGGCCGUAGCAUCUUUAUGGCCUUCCCCGAGUGUUCUUCUAUUCCAGGAGAAAGACUUUGGAAGCAGCUGCUACCACCACUGAGAUCCUGUCAGCAAGUGCCCAGAGCAAGAGGGAGACACAGAUUAUCCGUGGGAGGGCACUGCAGUGUCUGGAAAAAUGGGUAGGCAGCCCCCCAUGAAUGUCCUGGGAGAGAAGGAAGCUCCUAUUAGUGUCCUUUUCCUCCACAAUUCAUAGGAUAAUCUGAACAGAAUCUGCCGCUUCCUGCCCAGAAGUAUGCACAGUGUGUAAGAUAAUUAUGUGAAAUAAUGUACCAUAGAUCACACCAGCUGUAUAUACCUGUACAUACAUAUGAGAAGCAAAUAAAACUUCAUGUGCAGCAUCUC
This is a messenger RNA of Heterocephalus glaber (naked mole-rat), 5602 nucleotides long. The record is from RefSeq and is a predicted model, not a curated record. NCBI's taxonomy places the organism in Eukaryota, Metazoa, Chordata, Mammalia, Rodentia, Bathyergidae.